Molecule: messenger RNA, 4964 nt
Organism: Halichondria panicea
Lineage: Eukaryota; Metazoa; Porifera; Demospongiae; Suberitida; Halichondriidae
Exons: 13
Coding region: 121-3996 (1291 amino acids)
Molecular function (GO): protein binding
Source: RefSeq, a predicted model, not a curated record
CUGGCAUGUCUGUGGUGAGGGUAUUCAUAUCAUUCCAAGAAUACCAGCUAGUGAAUAUAAUCAGUGAACCAAUUCUCUGCAGUCUACACACAUCUCUGAGUUCCUAGCAGAAACUAUAAUAUGGGACAGGAACAGUCUGCUGAGAAACAGGCCAGUAAUGCUGCUUGGAGUGGUGAUGUAAGCAAAGUGAAGUCCCUGCUGGCACGUGGGGCCAACCCCAACCACCCCGAGUACUAUCUAUUACACAAUGCUUGUAGGAAUGGUCACCUGGAGAUAGUGAAGGCACUUGUUGAGGCUGGAGCAGACACUGGGAGAUGGGAUAAUCAGGGCAUCUCUCCAGUUCAUUGUGCAGCCAAGUGGGGUCAUAAGAAGGUGUUAGUUUACUUGAUCAGGGAUUGCAAGUGCAGCGCUGAUGCCAGGGACCGGUACAACAAUACUCCACUCCACUAUGCAUGCUCUGGUGGUCACCUAGAUGUGGUACAGUACUUGGUGGAGGAGGCCCACUGUGACAUCAAUGUACGGAACAACAACAACCAGACUGUACUUCAUGCAGCCUGCGUCCGAAUUUUACUUCGGCUUCAAAAAAUCAAAUCAGUCUGGUAUGAAAAAGUUCCCCGUCAGCUUGCAUUGGCGCAGUACUUGGUUGAGAAGGCUAACUGUGACAUCAAUGCAACCGAUAAUGAAGGCAGGACACCCCUUGACAUAGCUAAAGGGAUAAGUGGUUACGAGGACAUUGUUGACUACCUCAAGACUCGACAAGAAUCAUCUAGACAACCAGGAAAAGAUGGUGUUGGGAGUCAAACAGCUGUUCCACUCACACAAGACGAGGCUGAUGCUCUGCAGAAGCUUUUCGAGGGAGCACAAGUCACCAUUGGUCAUCCCAUUGUUGCUGGCACAACCACUCUGGAGGAUGUUCAGCAGCUGCUUACUCAGAGAGGACUGGAGAUUAUGGCCGACGACCUCAGGACAAAACUCAGACUAAUUAUGACUGAGCAACAAAGAAACCUCGAGAUACUCAACAAUCUAAUGACAGAUGAAGACACUAUCGAUGUUUGCUACCCAAGGCUAUUUCUUGUUGGGCCGCCAUCUGUUGGCAAGACGACCACACUCAAUCGACUGCUGGGGGAGUUUGAGAACAUUGACUCUGCUAGAGACAAAGCCAAGCUUAGAAGCACACUGCUUGCUAACUGCAAACAAAUACUUGCUUUCGUUAAUGAAGACACAACAAAAUGGUUGUCAUCCAAAGAUGUUGACGAAGAAACAAAGCUAUUGUUUGGUUACUUGCGUGAAUCUAAGUCUGAAACCACUCCUAACAAAGAGAGAAGCAUCGCAACCUCAACCGAUUCUCCUGUAUUAAUACGCAUGCUAAGAACUCUGUUUAAAUACACCACACAAUUAUUUUCUGAAGAAAACAGACCACCACUACACCAAGCCACAGCUGCUCAGCGUACGAUGACAAUGAGUCAACCAAAAAACAAACUAUUACCAAUAAAAUCAGAAUUACAACAGCUAAUAAAGAAUGCGGAUUAUUCCAAAAUGGCUGAUUUCCUUGGCGAUAUUUUACUGAAUAUUCACGACAUCGGAGGUCAGCCAGGCUUCUUAGAAAUGCUACCAGCCCUGAGCACUGGUCCGGCCAUGUACCUAGUGUUCUUAGAUCUCAGUAAGGAACUUGACAAGCUGUACAAAAUACCUUUCAGUCGAGAUGGUAUGGAAAUUAUUCCCUUCAAUUCUGUUCACACUACAGAAGCCACAAUCUCUCAAAUCCUCACCUCUAUUGCCAGUGUCCAUUGCAUCUCAAGAGAUCCCACUCCUCUUAUUGAUGUUGGCAGAGCUAGUGAUGCUCUUAAAGAAAGAAUUAAAACAUUUAAACAAGUUAAACCGGUAGCAGCCUUGAUAGGCACACACAAAGACAAGCUGACCGACCCCGAGAGACAAAUCAGCGAGAAAAAUGAGGCACUUACAAAAGUUCUCCAAAAAUUCCCUGAAAUUAUUAUUUCUCCUGGAUCAGAACAGCAGAAUAUUGAGCACAGCGAACCUCUAUACGGAGCCCGUACACAAUUAGAUUCAAAAUCUUGUUUCUUCUCAGUAGAUAACCUCAAUGGAACUGAAGUGUCUGACAUCGGCCCCGUUCGUAAUUUCUUAAGUCGAAUAAUUUUGUCUCGCUUCAAAAAUGCUUCUCUUCCAAUUCGACCGAAAUGGCUCAUUUUUGGGUUGCUUCUUCGAAAACAAUUUCAAAUAGCUACAAUUGAAGAUUGCUUUGAAUUAGGAGAAAUGCUAGAAAUGCAGAAAGAAGAAGUAGAAGUGUGUCUCUGGUAUCUUCACAACUGUGUUGGUACGAUCCUCCGUUACACCAACGUACCUGGUGAUGACGGUUGGCUCAAGGGUCAUGUGAUCUGCACCCUUCAAGCUAUCUUUGAUAGCAUCAGCCAGUUUAUUCUCCUUUCUAUGCGAACGCUUCACUCAGGAGGUCCAGUUACCGACUACGAGCAAGCCGAGUUGGUUAAGAAGGGACAGUUCUCGAUCAAAUCCAUUGAGAUGUGUUGCAGAAACGUGGAAAUUUCUGAACUCAUUCCCGCAAAGCAUCUCAUUAAGUUAUUGGAGCAUGUCAAACUUCUGUCCCCGAUAUCUCAUAAGGAUAAAUCAUCAGCGAAAGUUGUUCGCACUACCUACUUAAUGCCGGCUGUUUUGGAAUGUGCUUCACAAGAGGAGCUGGCGAACCCACCUCCACCAGACACCAACAACCCAGAACCACUCCACAUUAGAUUCAGCUUUGGUUACGUACCAACAGGAGUCUUCUGUGGGCUCAUCACUCGACUAGUUUCCCAAGGCCGCCAUGGAAUACUCGGAUUGACGUGGAAGUUGGUGGAAGAUGGUGUCAAGAGAAACUGCGUCUCUUUUCUGAUUGCGAAAUCAAAUAAGAUAACGUUAAUAUCUCAUGAAAGGAGUUACGAAAUACGAGUUACUCGAAAUCACGCCCGUCUCUCCCUUCAUGACCUUUGCACCUAUGUUCUCUCGGUAGUUCUCUACACUCUCACGAACAUGUACGAGCAGCUAGUCCCACAAGUGGCGUUCCAGUGCCCAUGUCCUGGUCACAGCUCAAGCAGAGAUCACAAUUCCUUGUGUAUUCUGACGGAAGAUGUAUGGAUUCAGUUUCUGUGUGGCAGUAAUCCCGUUACCUUGAGGAAGGAGCAGACAGUUUGGCUUGGAAAGACCAAGAAGGUUGGUGAGGAAGCUGAACUAGAGGUGCUAAAGUUUACUGAGGAAGGUUUCUCCUUCCACUGGACUAAAGAGGGCUCCAGACGCCAGAUCAAGACAACUGAUGAUCGGCCCAACACUCUGAGCUUCCCGAGUGUGAGAGAGGAGGACUUUGGUCACUACCAGUGUGAGGUGAAGGAUACAGCUGCUGGGAAAGUGCUCCUCACUCUCUACAGAGCUCUCUACAAAGAGGAGUCAAGUGAAUUCUCUACUGAAAGGAAUGAAGAGCCAAAAAGCAAUGACACUAAAUCUAUUGUAAAGACGCCAUCAUCAGAUGAGGGGUCCCUGUCACCAGAAAGGCUCCAACCCUCAGCAGCUCCAGUCCAGAGAGCAGAAACUCCAUCAGCUGGUGGUGACAGUCAAUUCCGUACUCAAAAAGGACCACCCGCUAAUCGAGUCGCUCUCCAAGAACUAAUGGGACGAUACAAUCUGACUAACGAGCAACUCAACCGUGAAAUAAGUAACCCUAAUUUUUCCUACCUGGCCAUAUAUUUCGAUGAUGUGGAAAUUUAUUCGAAUGCCAUGGGACUAGCUUCUGCUGAACAAGCCGAUGUGAAGAGGUUAUACCAUAGCGAAGGUUCCCAAGCAGCCAUGUUAAAGUGUUUGAAAAUCUGGAAACAACACAAUUCUUCUCAAGCAAGUUACAGAGCUCUACUGGAUAUCAUACUGAGAUUGGGGAAAGGAGACACAGCUGAUAAAAUCUGUCAGCAAUUGACCCAACACAUGUUCAGAAGAUUCUAGAUACAGCCUCUAGUCGACUAGAACCCGGACCAUGGGCGUUUUUCUCAGAAUUGCGUCCGCUUCCAAGAGGCAGAUGACCUCUCAGGCUCCACUUUUCUUACCUACGCAAUUCCGCCAUCUUUAAAUGACUGCCACAGCAACGCACAUGGCAACUUAUGAGGUGGGCGUGGCUGUGACAUCGAUAAACACAAAACCUCUUUUCUUCAGCUCAGCUCUCCAUUCACUCACUUCAUGUAUGCUAUUUAUCCUAGAUGCAUGCACUAAAAAACAUUUGCAAUGUGAACGUUGCUAGGAUUGCCAGGAAAAGAAAAGCACGAAAAAGCGAAGAAACAAGAAAUUCGGCGAGUGCAUAACUCCAAUCCGUUACAACGUCAUGAACAUGUACAGUCGAGUGGCCUACUGUUGAUAAGGAAUUUUAAAAUCGAAAUAUAGAUUGGAUAAACACACAGUCAUUGGUCUUUAUCUGCUCAUGAAUAUAACUUGGAAUACUCCCAUCCACACAUCCAACACUUGCGUGUUUGCUCAACACUGUAAGGGAGUCAUAAACAUAUAACUAUAGCCUGCAAAAAAUGUACAUAAUUAACAUCACUAUAAUUAUUACUUGCAAUGUGAAAGGAUUGGCCAGGAAAAGUACCAAAACAAAAAUAAUAAUUAUUAAUAACUUAUUGAAACAGUACAUGUUCAUGACGUUGUAACGGAUUGGAGUUAUGCACUCGCCGAAUUUCUUGUUUCUUCGCUUUUUCGCGCUUUUCUUUUCCUGGCAAUCCUAGCAACGUUCACAUUGCAAAUGUUUUUUAGUUUUGAUAAUUAUAGGAUUGACAGUGCAAUUGUGUGUUUUCAAUUAUUGCACAAAUUAUCACUCUGUUCAUAAUUAUAUACAUUUCCACUUGUUGGUGUCUAUAUAGCUAGACUGCACUCUCAGCUGGUGCACUGUUGAUAUGACAACCUGUAGUUUAUCAAAAUGAUCU